CAUUAUAAAAACCAUUUGGUUCACGUGUGAAAAAAAAACUCUGGGGUGGGGAAGCAGUGACUUGUGGGAUGCGGCAAGAGAGAGACAGAGGAGAGAGUGUCUGACACACAGAGAGAGUGAAACAACAGCGACGAGAGGAGCGGGAAAGAAAAGGAGGAUAGCAAUAAAAUAACCCGUCUUAUUGUUAAUUUAGCUAGCGCGUGACAUUCAGGUUUGCUUAGACAGUGGAAGAAAAAGUUCAGAUCCCACGAAACAGCGCGUGGGAGUGGGAACCAGGAUCGUGACUGACUGAGGCAAGCUCCACUGUCUGUCUCGUCAUGGCAGGACCUGGAGGUGACAUGCAGUGGUGCUUCUCUCAGGUGAAAGGAGCCAUUGAUGAUGACGUAGCUGAAGCGGACAUCAUAUCCACAGUUGAAUUUAACCACACAGGGGAGCUGCUAGCUACUGGAGACAAGGGUGGACGAGUAGUUAUUUUCCAACAGGAAAUCGAGAAUAAGAAUCUGCCUCAGUUCCGGAGUGAAUACAAUGUUUACAGCACUUUCCAGAGCCAUGAGCCAGAGUUUGACUACUUGAAGAGUUUGGAAAUAGAAGAGAAGAUCAACAAGAUUCGCUGGCUUCCCCAGAAGAAUGCUGCUCAGUUCUUGUUGUCAACUAACGAUAAGACAAUCAAGUUGUGGAAAAUCAGUGAACGAGACAAGAGGCCAGAGGGUUAUAAUCUCAAAGAGGAGGAUGGACGCUACAAAGAUCCCAACACUAUCACGUCACUGCGGGUACCAGUUUUAAUACCCAUGGACCUCAUGGUGGAAGCCAGUCCACGGAGGGUGUUUGCCAACGCUCACACCUACCAUAUCAACUCUAUCUCAGUCAACAGUGACGACGAGACUUACCUGUCUGCAGACGACCUCCGCAUCAACCUCUGGCACCUCGAGAUCACCGACCGCAGCUUCAAUAUUGUUGACAUUAAACCGGCCAACAUGGAGGAGCUAACGGAGGUGAUCACAGCAGCCGAGUUCCAUCCUCAUCAGUGUAACACCUUUGUUUACAGCAGCAGCAAAGGAACCCUCCGUCUGUGUGACAUGAGGGCGUCAGCACUGUGUGACAAGCACUCCAAAUUGUUCGAGGAGCCAGAAGACCCCAGUAAUCGCUCCUUCUUCUCUGAGAUCAUAUCCUCAAUCUCAGAUGUCAAGUUUAGCCACAAUGGACGCUACAUGAUGACCAGAGACUACUUGUCUGUUAAGAUUUGGGAUCUGAACAUGGAGAACAGGCCUGUGGAGACCUAUCAGGUUCAUGAAUACCUGAGGAGCAAGCUGUGCUCGCUGUACGAGAACGACUGCAUCUUUGAUAAAUUUGAAUGCUGCUGGAAUGGCAAUGACAGUGUGGUGAUGACUGGCUCAUACAACAACUUCUUCCGGAUGUUCGACCGUGGCCAAAGGCGGGAUGUAACCUUGGAGGCCUCCCGUGAGAACAGCAAGCCCAUGCAGGUCCUCAAGCCUCGCAAAGUGUGCGCAGGCGGCAAGCGCAAGAAGGAUGAAAUCAGCGUGGACAGUUUGGACUUCAACAAGAAGAUCCUUCACACUGCCUGGCAUCCCCAGGACAACAUCAUCGCCGUGGCAACGACCAACAAUCUCUACAUAUUCCAAGAUAAAGUGAACUAACACCGGGGUGGGCUCAUGUGAGAUCUGGCGUAGGUGACAUCACGCACCUGCAGCCUCACUCGGAGUGAUCUGCGGUAACGCCGUCAACCAGCAUCCCUGUCCGUCGCUACUGGGUGACCAGACUUUGCCACUUUGUUCUAGAUGUGGACAGAGGAAGCCUCGCUUUUGCCCAUCAUCAGCCUGUCUGUGGCAGAGUAACACCUGCCUUGUAGUUUAAGUGAUGUGCCAAUUUUUUUUUUUCUCUCCC
Etheostoma cragini (Arkansas darter) is the source of this 1902-nucleotide messenger RNA. It is a transcript of the gene ppp2r2ab, whose product is annotated as protein phosphatase 2, regulatory subunit B, alpha b. Gene Ontology annotation, cellular component: cytosol; protein phosphatase type 2A complex. Gene Ontology annotation, molecular function: protein binding; protein phosphatase regulator activity. Gene Ontology annotation, biological process: peptidyl-serine dephosphorylation. Bases 318 to 1655 code for a protein of 445 amino acids. The transcript has 10 exons. NCBI's taxonomy places the organism in Eukaryota, Metazoa, Chordata, Actinopteri, Perciformes, Percidae. The record is from RefSeq and is a predicted model, not a curated record.